Molecule: messenger RNA, 6763 nt
Organism: Doryrhamphus excisus (bluestripe pipefish)
Lineage: Eukaryota; Metazoa; Chordata; Actinopteri; Syngnathiformes; Syngnathidae
Gene: lamb2
Product: laminin, beta 2 (laminin S)
Biological process (GO): substrate adhesion-dependent cell spreading; cell migration; animal organ morphogenesis
Cellular component (GO): laminin trimer
Source: RefSeq, a predicted model, not a curated record
AGCCAGUCUUUGCUCGAAGGGGGGCUCGACACAUGAACUCCCCCACAGCAGAACUGCCCGUGUCUCCUCCCUCCCUCGUUCUCGUAGAAGCCCGGUCCGGGUUACGUACACUCGGCUUAGACUUGCUUGGAAAUACACUACCCGGUUCCUGUUGUUGUGUCCGCCCGCAACUCGGCAAGUGGAUCCCGACAAGGAGCAGCAAGCUCGGAUACGGGAGCUACCAUCUGAGGAGGGGAACCAAGCGGUUUUGUGUGCCGCUACAAGGAUGCAAGCGUCAUUCUUCGUGUUGCUGUGCGUCUUGGCUGUGGCCACCAGCCAGGAACCUGACCACAGCCACGGCUGUGCCCAUGGCAGCUGUUACCCAGCAACGGGGGACCUUCUGGUCGGACGAGAGAAGAACCUGAAGGCCUCGUCCACAUGUGGGAUGAGGAGGAAGGAGCCCUACUGCAUCGUCAGUCACUUGCAGGACGAAAAGAAGUGUUUCGACUGUGAUUCACGGCGGCCUUACGACCCUGUCUACAACACCAUCAAUCACCGCAUGGAGAACGUGAUCACCACCUUCAAACCUCACCGCAAGAAGUCGUGGUGGCAGUCGGAGAAUGGAAAGUCAAACGUGUAUCUCCAGCUGGACCUGGAGGCGGAGUUUCAUUUCACUCACCUCAUCAUGACCUUCAAGACGUUCCGUCCAGCAGCCAUGUUGAUCGAGCGGUCUGCCGACUUUGGGCGGACCUGGCAGAUCUACCGCUACUUUUCCCACGACUGCGCCGCCAACUUUCCCGACGUACCACAGGGUCCUUUGCAUAGCAUCAACGAUGUCAUCUGUGAGACGCGUUACUCCGACAUUGAGCCGUCCACAGAGGGAGAGGUCAUCUACAGAGUGUUGGAUCCAGCUAUCAGGAUUGAAGAUCCAUAUAGUCCAAACAUCCAGAACCAGUUGAAAAUAACCAAUUUAAGGGUGAACUUCACCAAGCUUCACACACUGGGAGAUAACCUGCUGGACCCCAGACCUGAAAUCAAAGAGAAGUACUACUACGCCAUCUAUGAGCUGGUAGUACGUGGAAACUGCUUCUGCUACGGCCACGCCUCCGAGUGCGCCCCCAUCGACGGCAUCAGGGGUGAUAUAGAAGGCAUGGUUCAUGGCAAGUGUGUGUGCAACCACAACACCAAGGGUUUAAACUGUGAGCGCUGUGACGACUUCUACAAUGAGAUGCCGUGGAGACCUGCUGAGGGACGCAACACCAAUGCUUGCAAAAAGUGUAACUGCAAUAGCCACUCUUCAGUGUGCCAUUUUGACAUGGCGGUGUAUUUGGCCACUGGCAGCAUCAGCGGAGGAGUGUGCGAUGACUGUCAACACAACACAAUGGGAAGAAACUGUGAAACAUGUAAACCAUUUCACUACAAAGACCCCUUCAAAGACAUCCGUGACCCUCGAGUCUGCAUAUCUUGUGAUUGUGACCCAGACGGUUCGGAGAAUGGAGGCAUGUGCGAUAGCCACACAGAGCCGUCACUGGGCAUGGUGGCCGGUCAGUGUCGCUGCAAGGCCAACGUUGAGGGCCAACGCUGUGACAAAUGUAAGACAGGAUAUUUUGGCCUGAGUGCCGACAACCCUCAGGGCUGCCAACCUUGCCACUGUGACCACAGAGGAACGGUGUCAGGCAACACCCAGUGCGACCCCGUCAGUGGAGACUGCUUCUGCAAGCGUCUUGUUACCGGACGCAGCUGUGACCAAUGUCUGCCAGAACACUGGGGUCUGAGCCUGGACCUGAAUGGCUGCAGAGGCUGUGAAUGUGACAUCGGAGCAGCUUUGGAUAAUCAAUGCUUCAUGGAGAGUGGCCAGUGUCGCUGCCGUAGUCACAUGACAGGACGCCAAUGCACACAGGUGGAGUCUGGGUAUUUUUUCAUGGCUCUUGACCACUUUUUAUAUGAAGCUGAGUUGGCCAAAAUGGGUCAGGGCUGCACACUGGAGACCAGGGAGCAUCAGGCAGGCCGCCCAGCUACAUGGACAGCUUCUGGGUUUGCUCGAGUACCAGAAGGAGGCACUUUGGAUUUCCUCAUUAAUAACAUUGCUUAUUCCAUGGAAUACGACCUACUCAUCCGCUAUGAAUCACAGAUGCCAAGAGACUGGGAAGAGGUACGGAUAACCGUAAUUCGACCGGGACCAAUCCCCACCAGCAGCCCUUGUGGGAACACUAUUCCCGAUGACGACAAACUUGUUGUGUCCCUGCCGGCUGGAGCAAGAUUCGUGGUCCCUUCUCAGACUGUCUGUCUGGAGAGAGGCGUGACCUAUACCAUCCGUUUUGACUUCAGACGUUAUCAGGACGCCAACAAUGUCCUUAACGGAGCGGCCAACGCUGUCCUCCUGGUGGACUCUAUUGCCUUGAUGCCUCGCCAUUCCUCUUUGGAGAUGUUCAACGCCGGGGAUCUGGCAUCUAACACAAGAAAGCAGAUGUACGAGCGGUAUCGCUGUCACGAGGGGGCCAAGAGUGUGACUCGCCCCUCCAUGAGCGACACCUGCGCUAAGUUGAUCACUAGCAUGUCGGCUGUUAUUAACGACGGAGCUUUGCCCUGUAACUGCCACCCACAGGGAUCCAUUAGCUCUGUGUGCGAUGUCCGCGGAGGUCAGUGUCGCUGCAGACCCAAUGUCAUCGGUUUACGCUGCGAGCAGUGUGCCUUUGGGACGUACGGUUUUGGACCCUCAGGCUGCAUUGCCUGUGGUUGCAGCCUGGAAGGUUCGGUGACCAGACUGUGUGACACGUACACGGGACAGUGCCAGUGUCGCCCCGGAGCGUUUGGGCAACAGUGUGACAGAUGCCAAGCGGGUCACUGGGGCUUCCCUAACUGCCGACCUUGCCAGUGCAACGGCCACGCUGAUGAGUGCGACCAGAGGAGCGGCGCUUGCGUUAACUGCAGGGACAACACUGGAGGAGACAAAUGUGACAGGUGUGCUAACGGUUACUAUGGUAACCCAAUUCUGGGAGUAGCACCUGGUGGCAGUAGCUCGUGUCGCCCGUGCCCCUGUCCGGACAGCCCCACCAGCGGGCGCCAUUUUGCUGCUUCUUGUUACCAAGACAACCGCAACCGGCAAAUUGUCUGCAACUGUAAGCAGGGAUACACAGGGAUUGUUAAACGCUCCAGGUUGACCAUUUGUAAGCGUGCCCGGUGUGAGGAAUGUGCCCCCGGUCACUAUGGCAACCCCUCCCAGCCCGGUGGGCGCUGUCAGCCGUGCCAGUGCAACAACAACAUAGACAUGUCAGAUGCGGACUCGUGCGACAGGCGCACCGGAGACUGCAGGAAGUGCCUUUACAACACAGAAGGACCCGAUUGCGGCAUCUGUAGAAGCGGCUAUUUUGGAGACGCUUCCAGGCGCAACUGCAGAAAAUGCAUCUGUAAUUUCCUUGGCACGGACCGGAGCCAGUGUAUGGAUCGGGAAGACUGUGUGUGCCAGCGAUCCACAGGCCAAUGCCAGUGUCUCCCAAACGUAAUUGGGCUGACAUGUGACCACUGCGCCCCUGGACACUGGAACCUGGCUAGCGGCAAAGGCUGUGAUCAAUGUGGCUGUGACCCCCACAACUCACUCACAUCGUUGUGUAACGAGUUUAGUGGCAAGUGUCAAUGCCGUGAUGGAUUCGGUGGGAAGACGUGCACGGACUGUCAAGAGAACUACUGGGGAGACCCCAGGACACAGUGCAGAGCUUGUGACUGCGACUGGCGAGGCAUCGAGACGUCUCAGUGCAACCGCGUGACAGGUCACUGCGUCUGCCAGCAGGGGGUGUCAGGGGUCCGCUGUGACCAGUGUGCCCGAGGGUUCUCCGGCAUCUUCCCCAACUGCCAGCCCUGCCAUCAGUGCUUUGGGGACUGGGAUCGCAUCGUCCAGGACUUGGCGGUGCGAACAAGAUCUCUGGCCGAGCGCGCCCAUGAGAUUCAAACCACCGGGCUGACUGGAGUCUAUGAAAAAGCUUUCAGGGAUCUGGAGGAGAAACUGGCCCAAGCUCAAGGAAUCGUCAACUCACGGAAUGCAACUGCUGCUGCCAUUACUACUCUGAUGGAGCUUAUUGAAGAGCUCAGAACUCAGGUGGGCGACACCACUGACACACUGAACCGUCUGGAAGGAGAUCUGACCGCCGUCCAGGACAGCAACUCGGAAGCAAGCAAGGAUCUGAGUUCAUUAGAGCGAGAAGCCAAAGAAUUGAACCUGACUUCAGAGCAGCUGCAUCACCAGCUGGAUAUUCUCAAGAACUCUAAUUUCCUUGGUGCGUAUGACAGCAUUCGUACGUCUUACAACACGUCUCGGCAUGCGGAGCGGCGCGCCAACGAGUCGACGGUGACCAGGCCCAGCACAGUCAGCCUCUCGGCGGACACCCGCCGUCGCGCUGAGCGCAUCAUUGCUUCCAAGAAGGAUGACUUUAAUCGCAAAAAUGGUGGCAACAAGCGUUCGCUGAGCGAGCUCAAGACCAAAGUGAACGGUCUGGACAUGCAGAAGAUCAACGAGAAGGUGUGCGGUGCUACCGGUGACGCUCCCUGUGAAGAGAGCCCCUGCGGUGGCAUAGGUUGCCGUGACGAUGAGGGAAAGCGUCACUGCGGCGGCCUGAACUGUAACGGCGCUGUAGCGGCGGCCGAUAACGCCCUGGAGAGAGCCAAACAUGCCGAUAAGCAGCUGAACAAAGCCAUGGGAGAAGUGGAGGGGCUCUUCAUCAAGGUGGCGGAGGCAAAGACCAAAGCGGAGGAGGCCAAGGGUAAAGCUCAAGCAGCUCUGGACAAAGCGAAAGUCACUAAAAACAAAGUAGAACGCUCCAACAACGACUUAAGAGACCUCAUCAAGCAGAUCAGGGACUUCCUCAUGCAGGAUGGGGCGGACCCUGACCACAUCGAGGCGGUGGCAAACCGCGUGUUGGAGCUGUCCAUCCCAGCUUCUCCGCUCCAAAUCAGACAGCUGGCAGACGAGAUCAAGGAACGCGUUCAAAGCCUCUCCAAUGUGGACGCCAUCUUGGCGCAGACGCAAGAUGAUGUGCGCAAGGCGGAAAAACUGCUGCUGGAUGCCAAGAGGGCGAGGCAUCAUGCUGAAGGCGUGAAGACCACAGCAGAGACGGUGAAGCAGGCCUUGGUGGAUGCCAAGACUGCUCAGACAUCUGCAGAAAAGGCAAUCGCCAGAGCCAGAGUUGACAUCGAUGACACAGAGACUCGCUUGGCACAGAUUGAAUCAGAGACAUCGAACGGUGAGAGGGAACUUAGCGAGGCCAUGGUGCGUCUGGGCACGUUGGGCCGAGAGAUCAGUGUGCUGAAGACCAAGCGUGCCAACAACAGCAUGGCAGCAGCCCGGGCCGAAGAGACGGCCACCAUGGCCAGAGACAAAGCAAACGAAGCCAAGCAGAUUCUAGACGGGCAGCUGACAGAUAAGUAUCAUGAGGUGAAGCAGCGAGUCAGCACCAAGGCCAAAGCUGUACAAGAUGCAAAGACUAAAGCAGAGAUGCUUCGGGAUGAAGCAAAACAGCUCCUGCAGGACGCCCAGAAUAAGCUAAAGAGACUAGCAGAGCUGGAAAAGAACUAUGAGGAGAACCAGAGAAGGCUGGAAGGGAAAGCACGUCAGCUGGAUGGCUUGGAAGACAAGAUGAAAGCCAUCCUCAAUGACAUUAACAAACAGAUCCAGAUCUACAACACAUGCCAGUAGUAGUACAGUGAAGUACUACUACUGCACUACUACUGUACUGCAUGAAGAACAUUUCAUAAGAGGAACAUACUGAUAAAAGGUGAAUGUAUGCAAGUUGUAUUGCUUAUCAGUGGAAUUGUAAAUGUGUGUACUGUACUAUCAAAAAUAUAUGUAUAAUUUAAUUUACAGACGUCAACAUGUCCAAAUAUAUUCGUGCAAAGAAACCACUGUUACACUAUAAUAAUAGUUUUUUUUUAUUUUAUUUUACGUAUUUAAAGGAAACAAAAGAGACCAGGUUCAUUUUUUCAAUUUCCUAACAAAGCUAUGCCAAAGAAGCUAAGAAUAACCAAACAUUUUCACCUAGCUGGAGUUUUACAAUAUGAAGGAAUGUUAUGGCCGCAUUGAAAAGAAAUAAAUAGUCGUCCCUCACUACAUUGCGGUUUUUGUUAAAAAAAAAAAUUACGCUUCAUGAAAUACCACUUCCACACAUAAUGAGAGGAGAAGUUAAGUAUUUUUGGCUACUUUGUCCUUCUUCCUCACUCCAUUUGAAAGGAGAGGCUAUGCUAGGAGCAGCGAUCCCGUAACAUGAGCAAUAUCGAUGUAAACAAAGAAUAAUAACAGUGUGAAAAAGUGAUUGUAGAGGUGUUAUUUCAUGUCUUCAGGGCUCUAAUAAUGUUAAAAGUUCUGGAACCAAUUAACCACGAUAAAUGAGGGAUGGCUGUAAUAGGAUGAAUUACUAUUAAUAUAAAUUAUAUAAUUUUACAAUAUUUGUUUUUAAUGAAAAUACUAAAUACUAAUAAAAGUUAUUUAAAUAAUGUUUUUCUAAAAAAAACAAAUAUUCUUAUACUAUUACUUUAUAUUCGCAGAAUUUGUAUAUUUUUUCCUUGUCUGUGUGACCUUUUGUUUUUACAAAAUGACAAAGAAAAUAAAAGUGCCCAUACAAUACUGUACUGCUUAUUAUAUUACAGUGCCUUAUUUUGUUGGGUUGGCCGAUAUGGACCUUAGCAUAUAUCAUAUAAUAUAUCGUAUAAUGACAAUUUAAAAGGACAUAUAAUUUAAUCAUCAUCAUUGAUUGUAAUUCUCCUUGAGCUUAAGUUCAUGUUGAUGAAGAAAAUAAAA